AUGACUCUUGAUUACAGCGUCAUUCCAGGUACAACCCAUUUGGUCAACACCGAGGGAGUAACUGAAGUUGUGUUGAUUCCCACACCUUCUGAUGAUCCUAAUGAUCCUCUUAAUUGGAGUCGUGGCCGUAAGUGGCUUCACAUGUUCUGUAUUGUGCUUUAUGUUUUUGCUACUGGUAUUCCAGGAACGUGUAUCUACUCAAUUCUUCCCGACAUUUCUGGUGCUCCAGGUGUCGAAAUUUCUGUUGGAGAAUUGAACGCCGGAACUGGUUACGCUUUCUUGUUUUUGGGACUUGGAUGCUUGGUUUUCCAACCUUUGGCGUUGCAAUACGGAAAAAGACCCGUUUACUUGUUCUCCACCUUGGCCACUGCGUUGAUUUCAUUGUGGCAGCCAUACAUCACCACGAACGGCUCGUGGAUUGCUGCUAAGAUUUUGGCUGGUCUGGUUACUUCUCCUAUUGAAGCAUUGCCAGAAUCUUCUAUCUCCGACAUGUUCUUCGAGCAUGAGAGAGCCACAUACAUGGGUAUCUAUGCUGUUGCUCUUUUCGGUUCCAAUUAUGUCGCCCCUUUGGUGGCUGGUUUUAUCAACGAAAACAGUCAGGGCUUGGCUGUGGGAGGCUGGAGAUGGGUUAUCUUCUGGUCGGUGAUCUUCUGCAGUGUGAGUUUUGUGUUUCUCUUCUUCUUCAUGGAGGAGACCAACUACGAGAGAUCUUUGAGAGUUAAAAGAGGUGCUAACGAUGAGCCACUUGCCGUAAUUACCAGUCAUGGAGAGAAGAAGUCGCCUGCUAUGGUCUCUGUGAAAGCUGAGAUUUCAUCAGAGGAUGGUGAGGGCAAAAUGUACUUAGAGAACCAAGCUGUGUUGAUUGAUGCUGAUUCCGAUUUUGAGUAUGCUCCAGUGAAGACUUUUGUCCAAAGAUUGAGCUUGACCAGCGGAAUGAAAUCCAAAUUCUUGUUGUGGGAGUAUGCUAAGGCACCAUUCUACAUGCUUCGUUUCCCUAUUGUGUUGUGGUCAGGAUUUCUUUACGGCUCUUCUCUCUUCUGGUACACUGUCUUGAACGCCACCGAAGCUGUCGUUCUCAGUGCACCCCCUUACAACUUCUCAAGUUCGAUGUGUGGUUUGGCUUAUGUGUCGCCAUGUAUUUUUGUUGUCGCUAUCUACUUCUACGCUGGAUGGACUACUGACUGGCUCAAGAUCUUUUUUGCCAAAAAGCGUAACGGAGUGUCCCAUGCUGAAGAUAGAUUGUGGGCCUUGUCUGUUUACACCGUGUUGGGACCAUGUGCGCUUAUCUUGUGGGGUGUAGGAGCCUACAACGGCAUCCACUGGUUUGGAGUCGUCAUGGGUUUGGGUUUAAUGGCCGGCUUGUGUAUCAUCGGAUGUGUCAAUGCUGUCACCUACGUUAUUGAUUGCUAUCAUGAGGUUUCAUGUGAGGCUAUUGCCACUGUUAUUGUCAUCCGUAACACAAUGAGUUUUGCCAUGAGUUAUGGAAUCACACCAUGGAUCGAGAACACAGGCUUGAAGAACACCUUCAUUGCUGCUGCUUUUAUUUGUUUCUUCUGUAUUGGAACAUUUGCCGUGAUGAUUCCAACUGGUCACUACUGGAGAAAGAAGACCAAGGACUCCUACUGGAAGUUGAUUGAGCAUAGAAGAUCCCUUGGUAUCCACCACUAG
This is a messenger RNA of Sungouiella intermedia, 1668 nucleotides long. The record is from the annotation of a GenBank genome assembly. NCBI's taxonomy places the organism in Eukaryota, Fungi, Ascomycota, Pichiomycetes, Serinales, Metschnikowiaceae.